Messenger RNA from Chinchilla lanigera (long-tailed chinchilla), 1627 nucleotides. RefSeq names its product dehydrogenase/reductase (SDR family) member 9 (gene Dhrs9). The coding region runs from base 270 to 1229 and encodes 319 amino acids. Lineage: Eukaryota; Metazoa; Chordata; Mammalia; Rodentia; Chinchillidae. The transcript has 6 exons. The record is from RefSeq and is a predicted model, not a curated record.
CCAGAGUUUGAAGGAAGCCCAGGCACCGCUGCGCAGGAGGCUCGGCGUGGUCAGGGUGACAUUUCCUUCCCCCGAGCACAACAGGAAGGUACAGUCAGCUGAGCAAAGCCAGCAGCAGCUUCGGCGUCCCAAGUCAUCUUCACAAGUACUGGAAUUUAAACUCAGGAUCAGGAUCUUCACCCUGAACUACAUCCUUCAUCUUUUUUUUUUUUUCUUAAGAUCUUGCACACAGGACAUCGUCUUCUCAUACUGUGCAAUACCGGGAAACAAUGUUUUUGUGGCUGUUAGCCCUCCUGAUCCUCUGCGCCUUUCUGUGGAAUUGUAAAGGACGACUGAAGAUUGCGGGCAUCAGUGAUAAGUACAUUUUCAUCACCGGAUGUGACACAGGCUUUGGAAACUUGGCAGCCAGGACUUUUGAUAAAAAAGGAUUUCGUGUCAUUGCUGCCUGUCUGACUGAAUCGGGAUCCUCAGCUUUGAAGGCAGAAACCUCACAGAGACUGCACACGGUGCUUCUGGAUGUAACUGACCCCAAGAACGUGAAGAGCACUGCCCAGUGGGUGAAGAACCAAGUUGGGGAAAAAGGUCUCUGGGGCCUGAUCAAUAACGCGGGUAUACUGGGCGUGCUGGCUCCCACAGACUGGCUGACAGUGGAGGACUACAGGGAACCUAUCGAAGUGAACCUGUUUGGACUCAUCGAUGUGACAUUAAACAUGCUUCCCUUGGUCAAAAAAGCUCGAGGGAGGGUUAUCAAUGUCUCCAGCAUCGGAGGUCGGCUUGCAUUUUGUGGAGGGGGAUACACUCCAUCCAAGUACGCAGUGGAAGGAUUCAAUGACAGCUUAAGACGGGACAUGAAAGCUUUUGGUGUGCAUGUCUCAUGCAUUGAACCAGGGUUGUUCAAGACACAACUGUCAGAUCCAAUAAAGACAACUGAAAAAAAACUUGCCAUUUGGAAGCAUCUAUCUCCAGACAUCAAACAACAAUAUGGAGAAGGUUACAUUGAGAAAAGUCUAGACAAACUGAAAAGCACCGCGUCCUGUGUGAACGUGGACCUCUCUCUGGUGGUGGAGUGCAUGGACCACGCUCUGACAAGUCUCUUCCCGAAGACGCGUUACACUGCUGGCAAAGACGCCAAAGCUUUCUGGAUACCUCUGUCUCACAUGCCAGCAGUUUUACAAGACUUUUUAUUGUUGAAACAGAAAGUGGAGCUGGCUAAUCCCAAGGCUGUGUGAUUUCAACUCAUCACAAACGCCUGGCCCGGGGCUAUGAGACUGGCUGAUCUCAAGGACACCUCUCCUUUUCAAUCCCAUUUCUUUUUUUUUUUUGGUACCGGGAAUCAAACUCAUGACCUCAGGCUUGCCAGGCAAGUGUUUAAGACGCUGAGCUACAUCCCAGCCCCUCAAUCCCAUUUCUUGGUGCAACCUGGACUCAUCUAGCUCAUGCUUCUCUUUAAUAGAAAAAGGAGCUUCAACAUGCCAGUGUUCUCCCAGGGUCCCUUCUCAGGUCUUCUUGCACAAUAAGGACAGAGAUGGCACAUCAUAUAGGCCAGCCCUAGCCAGGCGUGAUGGCACACCCCUGUAAUCCCAGCACUCAGGAGGCUGAGGCAGGAGGAUGAUUGUGAGUCUGAGAC